Branchiostoma floridae (Florida lancelet) is the source of this 2208-nucleotide messenger RNA. RefSeq names its product kelch-like protein 11. Lineage: Eukaryota; Metazoa; Chordata; Leptocardii; Amphioxiformes; Branchiostomatidae. The transcript is spliced from 3 exons. Gene Ontology annotation, molecular function: protein binding. Bases 27 to 1919 code for a protein of 630 amino acids. The record is from RefSeq and is a predicted model, not a curated record.
ACCUAAACUUUCACUUUUUUUCCAAGAUGGCAGCCGCUCAGCAACUUGGAGGACGGAGGGUGUGGGUUCGGCACCAAAUUGAGCUGUUACAGCGAAUUAGCCGACAGAGAGAAGAGGACAAAUACACGGACUUCACGCUGAAGUCCAAGGGAAAGGAAUUCCGCGUCCACCGCAAUGUGCUGGCCGCUUGUAGCCCGUACUUCGACACACUCUUUCAGACAAACAUGAUGGAACAGCAGAGUGGGAUGGCGACCUUGAACUUCACCUCUGCAGAGGUCAUGGAGGAGCUGCUGGCGUACAUGUACUCCGGUUCGCUGCGGAUACAGGAGGACAUGGUGGAGGAACUACUGAAGACAGCAGACCACCUGCUGAUGGCGGAGGUCAAAGAGCUGUGCAUCCAGUACCUCCUAGAACAGCUGGAUGUGUCCAACUGCCUGGCCAUGAAGGCGUUGGCUCAGGUGUACAAGGCCGAUCAUCUCCUCAAAGCUGCCAACGAGACCAUCCGCAAGAACGUCCACGCUGUCAUCAAACGGGAGGAAACUCUGGACAUCCCCCUCCAGAGCGUACAAGAGCUCUUAGCGGACGAUCUUUUGCAAGUAGCAAAGGAGGAGGAACUGUUUGGCUACCUUGUGUCAUGGACCAAGCGCGAUUUGCCAGAGAGAAAGGACCAUUUCCCAUCUCUAUUUUCAAACAUUCGACUCACCGACAUUCCAAAAAGAUACUUGGAAGAAUAUGUGAAGACAGAGCAGUUAGUAACGGAGAGUGAGGAGUGCCAGAAAUACAUUGCCAAGCAGACGUCUACAUCUGAGGAAGAAUCGUCUGGACAAUUGAACGCAAGGUCUGGAAAGAUGGAGGAGGUUGUCAUGGUAACAGGCGGGGUGAGCAGGUCGCCAGGCAAUGAGGAGGGGACCACGGAGAUGCUGUGUUAUCUACCCAGGAAGGACACAUGGUGCCAGCUUUGUCCUCUUAACUACGCGGUCACGUUUAACGCAAUAGCGGCGCUGAAUGGAAAGGUUUAUGUGGCGGGAGGACGGUUGUGGCCUGAGAAUCGCGUGACUUCCUUUGUUUCAUGCUACUCCGUCGUGGAGAACUCCUGGACGAGGGUACGCAACAUGAGUGCCAAGAGAGCAAACUUCGCUCUGGUGCCUUGCAAUGGCUGCUUGUACGCCAUCGGUGGGAAGAGCGAGAGGAUAUUCCUGGGCGGCUCCAUUGGCGAGGUUCCCGUGACAACGGUAGAGCGGUACUACGAAGCCAAUCACACCUGGUCUUACAUCCCAUCCAUGACCAAAGUCUGCAGUGAUGUUGAGGCAGUCGCGACAAGCGACCACAUCUACCUAACCUUCGGAAAGGACCAAAACGGUACAAACAUUGCUGGCAAUGGCCAUCUACCCUACUACAAUGUGAAAACAAAUGUCUGGAGCAAAGUGUCUGCAACUUGCCCAAUUUCGAUGAGCAGGGGGGCAGACGACGAGAAUCAGAUCAUGGUAUCCUUUCUCAGGGACAACAAGAUUCACUUUCUCGGCCUCGUAGACGGCGACUCAACCACUGACGGAUUCUACCAGUACUACGACAUCGCCGCUGACCAGUGGACUGCAGUGACCAUUGACUGGCCAGUAUUUAGUCCUGGUGUUAUUUUGCCUCAGAACAUUUCACUCUACACACCCGUCCACAACGGAAACAUCUUUAUAUGCUGCACUCUGGACAAUGACAACAUAGGUGUAAACAGUGAGAAGACGUACUACCGUGGACACAUGUUGACUCUGAAGGAUAAGUUCCUAGAUCUCGAGCGUACAUAUACAACAACGGGUGUGUCUUCAGUCAGACCAGCUCCAACGUCCUCAGGAUGUCAUCUCGACAUUCCACAGAAGCACCUAAGAGCCUUUGCAAAAGACGUGACAAUGUCAAUGCCAUUGUUGUAAUUGGUUUUGGUAAUAGUGCGAUAAUGUAAGUUAAGUCUGGACCACUGCAAUGUUUUUCUCCAGUCUUCAGGGAGCACCAAGGUUUCACCAAAUACAUGUAUUACAAAUGUGUGAUUUUUUAAAUAUUUUGACAAGCUGUAUAAUGUGGUAAAACACUAUAAAGCUGAUUUAAGGAACAAUAUGUACAUGUAAGGAUAUGUAAGUAAUGCAGAAUAUGUUUUCUAGGCCAUCCAAAGCUUAACAAUUUUUGCUGUCACAUGAGAUAGAUAUUCGAGUAAAGAACUUUGCA